Sphaeramia orbicularis (orbiculate cardinalfish) is the source of this 2613-nucleotide messenger RNA. It is a transcript of the gene prkd1, whose product is annotated as protein kinase D1. Gene Ontology annotation, molecular function: protein serine/threonine kinase activity; ATP binding. The record is from RefSeq and is a predicted model, not a curated record. Lineage: Eukaryota; Metazoa; Chordata; Actinopteri; Kurtiformes; Apogonidae. Gene Ontology annotation, biological process: intracellular signal transduction; protein phosphorylation; phospholipase C-activating G protein-coupled receptor signaling pathway. The transcript has 21 exons. Gene Ontology annotation, cellular component: cytosol. Bases 37 to 2613 code for a protein of 858 amino acids.
UUCCACAUCCAGAUCGGGCUGAGCCGGGAGCCGGUGAUGCUGGACGCGGCGGAGCUGAGUCUGAGCCAAGUCCGGGAGGUGGCGUGUUCCAUCGUGGACCAGAAGUUACCAGAGUGUGGUUUUUAUGGGAUGUACGAGAAGAUCCUGCUGUUCCGUCACGACCAGACGUCGGAGAAUGUUCUGCAGCUGCUUCGCUCGGCGUCUCAGAUCCAAGAUGGAGACCUGGUGGAGGCCGUCCUCUCAGCGUCGGCCACGGUGGAGGACUUCCAGAUCCGCCCCCACUGCCUCUUCGUCCACUCGUACCGAGCGCCGGCGUUCUGCGACCACUGUGGCGAGAUGCUGUGGGGUUUGGUUCGUCAGGGGCUAAAAUGUGAAGGUUGCGGUCUGAACUAUCACAAACGCUGUGCCUUUAAGAUCCCCAAUAACUGCAGCGGCGUGCGGCGGCGGCGUCCGUCCAACGUGUCGCUGACAGGCAUCAGCAUCGGCCGGCCUCUGUCCGCCGAACCGUCACCACCACAUUACACCGACGACGCCUUGCUGUCUCCGGUCAGUCCCAGCAUGGAGAAGAACCAGCUGGAUUACUUCCCGGGCCGAGAGCGGCGUUCCAGCUCCCAGUCGUACAUCGGCCGACCCAUCGAGCUGGAUAAGAUCCUGCUGUCGAAGGUCAAAGUUCCCCACACCUUCCUGAUCCACUCGUACACCCGACCCACUGUGUGUCAGCACUGCAAGAAGCUGCUCAAAGGCCUGUUCCGACAAGGCCUGCAGUGCAAAGAUUGUAAAUUUAACUGCCAUAAACGAUGUGCGCCCAAAGUACCGAACAACUGUCUGGGGGAGGUUUCCAAAAACGGAGAGCUGCUGAGUCCGGGGGCGGAGUCGGACGUCGUCAUGGUGGAGGGUUGCCUCGACGACCACGACAGCGACCGAGGCAGCAGUUUGUUGGACGACAUGGAUGAAGCGCUGACGUCGGAGGGCGGUCUGCUGCUGGAGGCGGGGCCAAGCGACCUCUGUGACCUGCAUGACCCCGACCUGGACGAGUCCAACCGAGCCAUCAGCCCGACAACCAGUAAUAAUAUCCCCCUAAUGAGGGUCGUCCAAUCAGUGAAGCACACCAAGAGGAAGAGUAGCAACGUGAUGAAGGAGGGCUGGAUGGUCCACUACACCAGCAAGGACACACUGAGGAAGAGACAUUACUGGCGUCUGGACAGUAAAUGCAUCACCUUAUUCCAGAACGACACAGGAAGUAAAUACUACAAGGAGAUCCCUCUGUCGGAGAUCUUGUCCCUGGAACCAAACCAGGCCUUUUCUCUGCUUCCGGACGGAUCCAAUCCUCACUGCUUCGAGAUCGCCACGGCGUCGCUGGUAUAUUACGUCGGAGAGAACCUGCAGAGAUCAGAAUCGGUGACGGGCAGCAGCCUCCUGGUGAGCGGCAUCGGUCAGGACGUGGCUCGGAUGUGGGAGAUGGCGAUUCAACACGCGCUGAUGCCGGCGGUGUCGACCGGAAUUUCACACAGUUUACAUCGAAGUGGACACAAGGAGGUCUCCAUCAGUAUCUCUGUCUCCAACUGUCAGAUCCAGGAGAAUGUGGACAUUAACUCCAUCUACCAGAUCUUCCCUGACGAGGUUCUUGGUUCAGGACAGUUUGGAAUCGUCUACGGAGGUAAACACAGGAAGUCUGGUCGAGACGUUGCCAUCAAGAUCAUCGACAAACUGAGAUUUCCGACCAAACAGGAGAGUCAGCUACGCAACGAGGUGGCCAUCCUGCAGAGUCUUCAUCACCCGGGCGUGGUCAACCUGGACUGUAUGUUCGAGACUCCGGAGCGGGUGUUUGUCGUCAUGGAGAAGCUCCACGGUGACAUGUUGGAGAUGAUCCUGUCAUCGGAGAAAGGCCGACUGCCCGAGCGGAUCACCAAGUUCCUGGUCACGCAGAUCCUGGUGGCGUUACGUCAUCUGCACUUCAAGAACAUCGUCCACUGUGACCUGAAACCAGAGAACGUCCUGCUGGCCUCGGCAGACUCAUUCCCUCAGGUGAAGCUCUGCGACUUCGGAUUUGCGCGUAUCAUCGGAGAGAAGUCGUUCCGGCGUUCGGUGGUUGGAACGCCGGCGUAUCUGGCUCCGGAAGUUCUAAGGAACAAAGGCUACAACCGCUCUCUGGACAUGUGGUCUGUGGGAGUGAUCAUCUACGUCAGCCUCAGUGGGACGUUUCCGUUUAACGAAGAUGAAGAUAUUAACGAUCAGAUCCAGAACGCUGCCUUCAUGUACCCUCCUCAUCCCUGGAAGAAGGUCUCCCAGGAAGCCAUCGACCUGAUCAACAACCUGCUGCAGGUGAAGAUGAGGAAGAGGUUCAGUGUCGACAAGACCCUCAGUCACCCCUGGUUACAGGACUACCAGAUGUGGUUGGACCUGCGGAACCUGGAGAGUCGGAUGAACGAGCGCUACAUCACCCAUGAGAGUGACGACCUGCGCUGGCAUCACCACGCCCAGCUCAGCGGCCUCGACUACCCCGGGCACCACGGUAACAACGGGCCCCGCGGCAACGGUGGCCAGGGGGCGGAGCGUUACCCGGAGACGGAGGAGGAGCUGGAGACGCUCAGCGAGAAAGUCAGCGACCUUUGA